UGCAAACUCAUAUAUUUUUUUAAUGGCGGACAAAAGUUGAGUGUAAAGUAAUAGAAGUUUAAUUACAAAUUUUAUUUCAUACACUGCAAGUAAUGAUAUAAUUAUUAUAUUAAUACUAAAUCCUAACGCGAUCUGAGGAUUUAUAAUUUAUCAUGGCGUUACCUGCUAAUUAUAAACAGGUAGCACUGUCUACUCCCAGUAUGGUAACUUCGAACCAACGUUUACGAGCUUCUGGUGGGGGUGGCAGUGGAUCUGGUGCUAAUAAAGAUUCAUCCAGUCCUUUUAUUCAAACUCCACAUGGACACCCAGGAUUUACCCCACAAAAAGUUGGAAAAAAUACUCCAGCUGACUCACGUUUACCAAAACCACCGAAACCACCAGAGAAACCUCUAAUGCCGUACAUGAGAUACAGCCGUAAAGUUUGGGAUCAAGUAAAAGCCCAAAAUCCAGAAUUAAAAUUAUGGGAAAUUGGAAAAAUAAUCGGACAAAUGUGGAGAGAUUUACCAGAGGAAGAGAAAACCGAAUUUAUAGAAGAAUAUGAAACCGAAAAAGUUGAAUAUGAAAAAAGUUUGAAAACUUACCACAAUUCACCAGCAUACUUGGCGUACAUUGCAGCUAAAAAUCGUGGAAAAUCUGCAUUAUGUGUAGCACAACAAAGCAGUGAUGACCGUGAGACUCAUGAACGUUCCUCCAGUGGCGGCAAAGGUCAAGCGGCUCAAGACAGACGAAUAGAUAUUUUGCCAGCUGAAGAUGAAGAUGACCAAGAUGAUGGUUACUCUGUUAAACACGUGGCUUAUUCCCGUUACACUCGAAAUCAUCGUUUAAUAAAUGAAAUAUUUAGUGACACUGUUGUUCCUGAUGUUCGUUCUGUAGUCACAACUCAACGAAUGCAAGUACUAAGACGUCAAGUCCAGUCGCUUACUAUGCAUCAGAAAAAAUUAGAAGCCGAGUUACAACAAAUAGAAGAAAAAUUUGAAGCUAAAAAACGCAAAUUUAUUGAAACAAGUGAAAUAUUUCAAGAAGAAUUGAAAAAGCAUUGUAAACCAGCAGUUGAUGAAGAUACGUUCAAUAAAAUGGUAGAACGUCAAUAUGAACUUUUACGUCGUGAAAGAGUUAGAGGCAAUGAUGAAACUCGAUCUGAUGGACCAGCAUCCAGUGACUCAACACCGAACUCUACUCCUACUCCGACACCGGCAGUAAUGAACGAAGACAACACUGCAGAGACUGAGAAUGAAGGCGCUGAGAAGAAAUUUCAGGAAUCGGAGAAAGCAAUAGAGGUGAAGAAGGGAAGUCCAUCUCCACCUUUCAUGGAAGGAAAACUGGAUUCUCCUGUUCAAGCAAAUGUCAAUGCUCAAGGCAAUACAAUGAGUUAUCCAGGAUCAGUUAGUCCAGCUCAUCACCAACCACUGCCACCGCAACAACAGCAUCAACAACCACCCACUCUGAUUCCACAGCAACCUCAAACACAGCAAAUAACACAUCAAUCACAACAGUCUCAAGUGUCACAACAGCCUCCUCAUCUUGCACCUCAACAUCCGACAAUAAUGCCGCCGCAACAUCAAUCGUCACAACCACAGCCUCCGAAUCAUUCUCAGCCACCUUCUCUACAGUCUCAAGCACCGACUCCACAGCAUCCACAACCUCCACCGUCUCAGCAUCAACCACUUCAACCUCCUUUACCACAUCAACCACCUCCACCGUCACCACACCAACAAUCUCCUCCAGCUCCUCAUCAACAGCAUCAACAACAGAAUGCUCAACAUCAUCUUCCUACACCGCAACAUCAAGCGCUUUCUUCUCAACAUCAAGGUCCACCUUCGCAACAUCAAGGUCCACCUUCACAACAUCAAGGUCCACCUUCACAACAUCAAGGUCCACCUUCACAACAUCAAGGUCCACCUUCGCAGCAUCAAGGCCCACCUUCACAGCAUCAAGGCCCACCUUCGCAGCAUCAAGGCCCACCUUCGCAACAUCAAGGUCCGCCUUUACAGCAUCAAGGAGGACCACCUUCCCAACAUCAAGGCCCAACACAGCAUCAAGGACCUCCUUCACAGCACCAAGGAGGCCCCCCGCCUCAACAUCAAGGCCCUCCAUCUCAACACCAAGGUCCUCCGUCUCAACAUCAAGGUCCUCCUUCCCAGCAUCAAGGACUUCCAUCCCAACAUCAAGGUCCUCCAUCUCAACAUCAGGGACCUCCUUCUCAACAUCAAGGUCCGCCAUCCCAACAUCAAGGCCCACCUUCUCAACAUCAGGGUCCACCUUCCCAACACCAGGGUCCAUCUUCCCAACAUCAGGGUCCACCUUCUCAACACCAGGGUCCACCUUCUCAACAUCAAGGCUUGUCUUCUCAACAUCAAGGCCCUAAUUCACAACACCAAGGGCCUAAUUCCCAGCAUCAAGGUCCACCAUCUCAACAUCAGGGUCCACCAUCUCAACAUCAGGGUCCACCGUCUCAACAUCAAGGCCCGCCGUCUCAACAUCAAGGUCCACCUUCGCAACACCAACAACCUAUGCCACAUCAGCCUCCAUCAAUGCAGCAUCAACAGUCACCACCCCCGCCACAACACCAACAACAACCACCUCAUCAUCAACCACCGCCCCCACCCCAGCCAUCUCCACACCAACAAUCUCAACUUCCUACAGCUUCAACACCAGGAAUGCCAAACCCACCAUCAACACCACCAUCCUCAUCUCCUGUUCCAUCUCUGCAGCACAAUCCUCACCAGCCACCAAAUAUGAUGCCCAAUCAUUCAAUGCCUUCCCAAGUAAUGACACCUCAAGGCCCAGGGAAUCCACACGGCCCACCACCAAUGAUUCCACCCGGACAAGGUUACUCUCAGCAGUACCAACCACCCGGUGGACAACCACAGGCACAAAAUGUUCCACUCGCACCGCGACCACCGCAUCCAUCUUACGGCUACGGUCAGCAACCAUACCAUCAACCCUAUCCCCAGUACACUCAUUCUUACUACCAUCAACCGUACUCUCAAUAUUCUCCCCACCCCAUGGGAAGACCGCAUCCUCACGGACCUCACAGUCCACACAGUCCUCACAGUCCCUACCAUCCACAGUCACCUCACACAGUAGGCGAUACUAAUCCUCCUGGUAAUGCUGUAGCUGGAUCAGGUGCUGGUCCCAAUGCCGAAGGUGGCAACUCUGCGUACUCACCUGCUCCCAAUCACGGGGAACCAGAGCGACAAGGACCCUCUGAUAAUCAAGGCGAUGGACAGGGUGAUGCUAAAUGAGCAUCAAUAUAACGAUAAUAAUAACAAAUGAAACUAAUAAGUGUAAAAAUAAUAAUAAUCUAAUUAUUAGCUAAUACUUUUUUUUAGACAUUCAGUUAUUUUGUUUUUACUACUGUACUUUUUACUUAAUAUUUCUGAUUAAUUACAACCGACAUGAUCUUAUUAAAUAAAAUUAGCAAAUAUAUGCUUUUGAUAUAUAAAAUUAUUAUUUUUAUUAAUUGAUAUUCACAGUAGUAACUUAGUUAUGUAU
Microplitis demolitor is the source of this 3495-nucleotide messenger RNA. RefSeq lists its product as uncharacterized. The record is from RefSeq and is a predicted model, not a curated record. Bases 153 to 3245 code for a protein of 1030 amino acids. NCBI's taxonomy places the organism in Eukaryota, Metazoa, Arthropoda, Insecta, Hymenoptera, Braconidae. The transcript has 11 exons. Gene Ontology annotation, biological process: negative regulation of DNA-templated transcription. Gene Ontology annotation, cellular component: SWI/SNF complex. Gene Ontology annotation, molecular function: nucleosomal DNA binding; nuclear receptor binding.